AUGGAGGCAGAGAAAGCAGAGGCGAGUUGGACAUACGAGAAUCUGUUCCAGAAUUGUAAAUACACCGUUGGAUUGUCCGCCGUCGUAGCCUUCGGUUACUGUUGUUUACCGGUGAUCGUCAACCAACUGCACGGCAAAAUCCAAACCACGGAAAAAAAGGAACCAGAUCUUUACGAUCAAUAUGUAGCCGCCGUCCCUCCACCCUCCACCGUCACGCCGUUCGAUUCCUAUAAUAUGUCAAAGUUUGAAGAUGUUGGAUAUUACAAUAACUCGACUUACAGAGAGAAUGUACCCGCGUUUCAAGCGGUUAAGGCGGUUGAGGAGAGUAGUUAUAGUUACGAUCAAGAAGUGGUGGAGAUGAGUUCGAAGAGUUACAGGAGGACGAGCAGAUCGGAGAAGAAGAUGACGGAGAGGAUGGUGGAGUAUCGGAAGACGGAAACGGAGAGAGUGACGAAAACGGGGUCGUGGAGGUCGCAGUCUAUGGAUGGUUUAAGCAGCGGCGAGGAGUUUCGUAGGACGAUACAGACUUUUGUCUCGGAGCAGAAGAAGAUGCAUAUAAUCCGAGCUAGCGGCGUCGAUGAUCAGUUGGAAAACGGCUACAUUCACCGAGCUAGCGGCGUCGAUGAUCGUGUUCACUAUUGGGAACACGGCGCCGUUCCUCAGUGGCAAAACGAUGACGUUCCUCAGUUGCAAAACGGCGGCGUUCCUCAUUGGUGGCAAAACGGCAGCGUUUCUCAGUUGCAAAACAGCGAUGUUCCACAAUGGCAAAACGGCGGCGUUCUUCAGUUGCAAAACGGUGAUGUUCCACAAUGGCAAACCGGCGGCGUUUCUCAGUUGCAAAAUGGUGUCCAUGAGCCUCAAAACGGUAUCGUUCAGUGGAAAGGAUCUCGUGACGAUGGAAGUGGUCGUCAUCGUCAUCGCCAUGGUCAUCGUAGUCGUAAACAUAGGCAGUAG
Molecule: messenger RNA, 954 nt
Organism: Arabidopsis thaliana (thale cress)
Lineage: Eukaryota; Viridiplantae; Streptophyta; Magnoliopsida; Brassicales; Brassicaceae
Exons: 2
Coding region: 1-954 (317 amino acids)
Source: RefSeq, marked reviewed